AUGUCCCGGCGCGCACAGCUGGAGGGUCACGUGGCAGCGGCCCCGGCCCCCCUUCCUGCCAACGCUGCAUUUGGCCCAGGCCCGGUUCAUGGCUGCCCUUGGGACCCUGCGCUGAGCCCCGGAGCCCUGGCGUCCGGGGCCGCGCCGCUCCCAAGGGACGAGAGGGGCGGGGGCGUGAGCCACGCGGACAUGAGGCGGAGGCUGCGCCUACGCGGGGACGCGUCGAUCACGCUUCUCCUUGGCACCGCCCUCGGCCUCCUGCUCUACACACAGCGCGAGGGCGCGACCCCGACGACCAACGCACCCCGAGCGCAUGGGAAGGUAGAGGCAGCGCCUACUCCGGGACUCAGAGUCUUCCAGGCACGGGACGCGGACGCAGCCCCAGCCCCCCUGCUCUACGAAGGGGACACACCGGAGCCGCCCACACCCACGGGACCCUUCGACUUUGGCCGCUACCUACGCGCCAAGGACCAGCGGCGCUUCCCCUUGCUCAUUAAUCAGCCGCACAAAUGCCGAGGAGAUGGCGCACCUGAAGGUGGACCCGACUUGCUCAUCGCCGUCAAGUCAGUGGCGGCGGACUUCGAGCGGCGCCAGGCCGUGCGCCAGACGUGGGGUGCUGAGGGCCGUGUGCAGGGGGCGCUCGUGCGCCGCGUGUUCUUGCUGGGCGUGCCCAGGAGCACGGGCACCGACAGGGCAGACGCCGAGGGGGAGGGCACGCGAACCCACUGGCCAGCCUUGCUGCGUGCCGAAAGCCGUGCAUACGCGGACAUCCUGCUCUGGGCUUUUGACGACACUUUCUUCAACCUAACGCUCAAGGAGAUCCACUUUCUGGCCUGGGCCUCUGCCUACUGUCCCGAGGUGCGCUUCGUUUUUAAGGGCGACGCAGAUGUGUUUGUGCACGUGGGAAACCUACUGGAGUUCCUGGCGCCGCGGGACCCGGCGCAGGAUCUGCUUGCGGGUGACGUGAUUGUGCAGGCUCGGCCAAUCCGCGCGCGGGCUAGCAAAUACUACAUCCCAGAGGCUGUGUAUGGCUUGCCGGCCUACCCGGCCUACGCGGGUGGUGGUGGCUUUGUGCUUUCAGGGGUUACGCUGCGUCGCCUGGCCGGCGCCUGUGCACAGGUUGAGCUUUUCCCCAUUGACGACGUCUUUCUGGGCAUGUGUCUACAGCGCCUUCGGCUCACACCGGAACCUCACCCUGCUUUCCGCACCUUUGGCAUCCCUCGUCCUUCAGCCGCGCCGCACCUGCGCACCUUUGACCCCUGCUUUUACCGGGAGCUAGUUGUAGUGCACGGGCUCUCGGCGGCCGACAUCUGGCUUAUGUGGCGCCUGCUGAACGGGCCCCAUGGCCCAGCCUGUGCGCGUCCUUGGCCUGCCGCUGCUGGCUCUUUCCGGUGGGACUCCUAG
Puma concolor (puma) is the source of this 1404-nucleotide messenger RNA. It is a transcript of the gene B3GNT9, whose product is annotated as UDP-GlcNAc:betaGal beta-1,3-N-acetylglucosaminyltransferase 9. Lineage: Eukaryota; Metazoa; Chordata; Mammalia; Carnivora; Felidae. The record is from RefSeq and is a predicted model, not a curated record. Gene Ontology annotation, cellular component: Golgi membrane. Gene Ontology annotation, molecular function: UDP-glycosyltransferase activity; hexosyltransferase activity. Gene Ontology annotation, biological process: poly-N-acetyllactosamine biosynthetic process; protein O-linked glycosylation.